This is a messenger RNA of Ananas comosus (pineapple), 1885 nucleotides long. RefSeq names its product squamosa promoter-binding-like protein 11. NCBI's taxonomy places the organism in Eukaryota, Viridiplantae, Streptophyta, Magnoliopsida, Poales, Bromeliaceae. Gene Ontology annotation, cellular component: nucleus. The record is from RefSeq and is a predicted model, not a curated record. The coding region runs from base 330 to 1607 and encodes 425 amino acids. The transcript has 5 exons. Gene Ontology annotation, molecular function: DNA binding.
CCCCAAUCCCCCCAUCUCUUCUCCUCAUCAUCUCCUCAUUCAUUUGUGUGCGCACACACCCCACCCCCUCUCUCUCUCUCUCUCUCUCUCUCUCACACACACAUUUUUUGUCCCAAAUCAUGAUGAUACCCAAAAAGCGCUCCUCUCUCUCCCCAAAUCCCUUCUAGGAAGGUUUAAAAAAGUUGGGAUUUUUUAGCCUUUCGAUCGGGGUUUUCGGGGCGUUUUCGGGGUGAUUUGGCCGCGGAUUUGGGGUUUCUCCGAAGUGGAUCUGCGAAACCCUAGCUAGAUCUCGAUAGUUGCUGCGAAUUUUACUGUAUGCUGGAUUGAGGAUGGAGUGGAGCGCGAAGACCCCGUUGCUUUGGGAUUGGGAUAACCCAGUGGCGGCGGCGGCGGAGGAGGCGGCGGCGGCGGCGCAGCAGAGGAUCGACGAUGGGUCUAUCUACUCCUCCGGGGGAUCGUCGUCGUCGGUUGUGGAUCCGACGCUUAAGAAGGAGCCGGCGAUCUCGCCGACCGCGAAGAACACGGCGGCGGCGCCUGCGGCGGGGGCGGGGGCUGGGGUGGCGGCGAUUGGGUUGAGAUUGGGGAAAAGGACUUACUUUGAGGAUGCAUCACAGUCGUCGUCGUCGUCUUCGGCGGCGGCCGCAGCAGCCGCCGCCGCUUUAAAGAAGGCGAAGGUGUCGCAGGCGAGCGCUUUGAGUAGUUUCUGUCAGGUAGAGGGCUGUAAUAUCGAUCUCAGCUCGGCGAAGGAUUACCACCGGAAGCAUAGGGUUUGCGAGAGCCAUUCCAAAUGUCCUAAGGUUACUGUCAACGGCCUGGAGCGCCGGUUUUGUCAGCAAUGCAGCAGGUGUGGUUCUUUUCCGGAAGUGGUUUUAGGGAGUAAUUCGGCGUUGAUUGAGUUCCAUGCUUUGUCGGAGUUUGAUCAGAAGAAGAGGAGCUGUCGCAGACGUCUGUCUGAUCAUAAUGCACGUCGCCGUAAGCCACAGCCCGUGGCGUUCUCAUUUAGUUCUUCGAGGCUUUCUUCUUCAUUUUAUGAUGAGGGACGGCAGAUAAGUUUCGUGUGGAGUAAACCUCCGACAGAUCAGAUGAGACCCCUAACAAGCUCUGCAUGGGGAGGCUCAUCUGACAAGCUGUCGCAAAUGAAAGAAUCAUGGAUCAAAUCAACAAAAGCAGGAGGUGUUGAUGGACAACAACUGCAAAUGAGUAACUCGAAGCUAUCAAGCCCCUUCUCAACUCUUUGUCAUGACGUGGACAGGCUCAUGCCUCUCAAAGGUCCGGAAGCAUCUGUAACUGCUUCAAACUUAGGUGGAGCACCGGAUCUUCAGCGUGCUCUCUCUCUUCUGUCAUCUAGCUCGUGGGGCUCUCCAGACCCUGGAACGGCUUCUCUCAUCCAGUUUGUGGACACUAACCAAAUAAGCGCUUCUCAGCCCGCACCAUCUUACCUGGGAAACUCUACUUCAGCUUAUCACUGGCACGAUAAACCGCUUUUGGCUCAGCAGCAGCCAGAAAUUCCUUUCGCUGCCAAUAGCAAUGUUAGUCCUCUGCAGGAGUUUCAACUUCUCAAGUCUCCCUACGAGACCAGCUUCUUCGAUACUGGUCGGAUACAUUGAAGUCCGAAUUAGUUCGAGUGCUUUUGCAGAUUGAAAUAAGAUCUCAGGUAAACUUUCGAUCCUAUGACAUGUUUAUUUUGUUAGAAGAAUUUGUAAUGUACGACUUUUUUUAGUUUUUAUGAAUCUGCUGUUGUAACUGCUUUGUGUUGUGCUUUUGACAUUUGUCUUCGUACUCGAAAACCCUAGUACUCGAGCGAAUGAUCCUGUUUAAGUUAAAUUGCUCGACAUUUGGAAUUCGCAGCUGUGUAUGUUCUAUUUAAGUUUAUUUUCUUUCUUGA